Molecule: messenger RNA, 942 nt
Organism: Monoraphidium neglectum
Lineage: Eukaryota; Viridiplantae; Chlorophyta; Chlorophyceae; Sphaeropleales; Selenastraceae
Product: biotin synthetase
Exons: 8
Coding region: 1-942 (313 amino acids)
Biological process (GO): biotin biosynthetic process
Cellular component (GO): mitochondrion
Molecular function (GO): 2 iron, 2 sulfur cluster binding; biotin synthase activity
Source: RefSeq, a predicted model, not a curated record
AUGGCGCCGGCGGCUGGGCCCGGCCGCAAGUGCUCUGACAAGCGCCCCUCCCUCUGCUUUGAACGGCAAACAGCGGCGGUGCGGGCGCGCGAGUCCGGCAGCACGCGCUUCUGCAUGGGUGCCGCUUGGAGGGGGCCCUCCCAGGUCGGGCCGCGCCAGUGGGAGCGUGUGCUGGAGAUGGUCCGUCGCAUCCGCGGACUCGGGAUGGAGGUGUGCACGACCCUCGGGAUGGUCACGCCCGAGCAGGCGCAGCAGCUGCGCCAGGCGGGGCUGACGGCCUACAACCACAACCUCGACACCAGCCCCGAGUACUACGGCAAGAUCACCACGACGCGCAAGUACGAGGACCGGCUGGCGACGCUGGAGGCCGUGCGCGACGCCGGCAUCAGCGUGUGUGCAGGCGGCAUCAUCGGCCUGGGCGAGGCUGAGGAGGAUCGGGUCGGGCUGCUGCUGCAGCUGGCCACCCUGCCGGCCCACCCCGAGAGCGUCCCAAUCAACCGCCUCGUUGCUGUCAAGGGCACGCCCCUCCAGGACCAGGAGUCCCCCAGCGGCCUAGACCUCGUCCGCUGCAUCGCCACCGCGCGCGUCGUCAUGCCCCGCACCGUGGUGCGGCUCUCCGCCGGCCGCCUCGAUCUUACGGAAGCUGACCAGGCGCUCGCCUUCCUGGCGGGCGCCAACUCGAUCUUUGAUGGCGACAAGCUGCUCACCACCCCCAACAACGACAGGAACGAGGACGCGAAGAUGUUUGCGAUGCUCGGCCUCAAGAGCCGCCCGGCCUUCCUGCCUUACGACGCCGGCAACGCCAGCAGCCGCGCCUUCGAGCAGCCGGAGGCGGCGGCGGCGCAGCAGCAGCAGCAGCAGCAGGAGAGCGGCAGCGGCGGCGGCUCGUGCUGCGGCGGUGGGUGCGGCAGCGGGAAGCAGCAGCAGGCCGCGGCGGCGUGA